CGGGUAGCAACAAUGUGGAGGAAGGCCCUGUUUUCUUCUUCCAAUCUAGCCCAUGUACUGCAAGCCCAAAAAUGAGAGCCUGGAAAAAAGAGGCGCGUGAGCGCAAAUCUGUUCCAUCUCACUUUAAAUCAGCAGUCCAGAGGAUGAAGAGGAAAGAUGAUAAAGUGCAGGAAGAUGACCUUGAGUUGGGGGGCUAUGAGAAGCGUAGCAAAGGCGAGGGUGGUGAUGGUAAUCCAGUUAUUUUAUCGGCAGUUCGGAGCCUCAUCGAACUGGUGGGGUUGAAGAAGCCUGCAGUAGUGUUCUUGUGUGAGACAUUACUGGAUAGAAGAGGUAUGGAUCGUAUUCGUCAGAGGUUGAGGUUUCACAAUUGUUUUACUGUAGACAAGAUUGGACGCAGUGGAGGCUUGGCUAUGCUGUGGACUUCUGAGGUGUCACUAUCCUUGUUAUCUUACUCUACCAACCAUAUUGAUAUGGAGGUUGAAGGUAUGGGGGGGUGCAAAUGGCGGCUUACUGGUUAUUAUGGUUGUCCUGAACGACAUCGUAGAAGAAGGUCAUGGGCUUUACUACAAUGGCUCCUUGCGGGGUUUAACGAUGCCAUUGAAGCUUGCAGUUUAACGGAGUUACGGAUGGUAGGAGGUUCCUUCACUUGGCAGCGAGGAGAGAUCCGUGAGAAGCUGGAUAGGGGUUUGGCAACUACCUAUUGGCAUGAUACUUUCCCUCAUGCUCUAGUCCAAUUACUUCCCCCUCUAGCCUCUGAUCAUAAGCCUUUGUGGAUCAAUAUUGAUGGGCGACGGGAUAGGAGAAACAGGCAUCGCAAAAGGUUUAGGUUUGAGGAGAUGUGGCUGCGUGAUAAUAGAUGCCAAGAGGUGGUUCAGGCUAGUUGGAAAUCCAUUGAGGGGACAGGUGAUUGGGGUUGUCUACUGCACAAAAUGAGAGUAUGCUCUAAUGACUUGCUGCAGUGGAAUCGUGUCCAGUUUGGGCACGUCCAGAAACAUUUGAAGCAGUGCAUGAAGGAGCUCGAGAGGCUCAAUCACCAUCAGGAUCCUGCUCUAGUUGCGAGAGAGGAACGUCGUGUGCUUAAUGAACUUGAGGAAUGGCUGGAAAGGGAAGAGAUAAUGUGGCGGCAACGCUCUCGCGAUAUCUGGAUUCAAGAGGGGGAUAGGAACACCCGUUUUUUCCACAGAAGAGCUACUAAGCGUAAGGAUCGUAACAGGGUGGAGAAGCUAAUGAAGGAUACGGGAGAGUGGACAUCUAGUUUUGGCGAGGUUAAAGUAGUUGUUGUAGAGUACUUCGCCCACCUCUUCACAUCAACAGAUCCUACGAACCUAGCUCUAGUGACAAAUUGCUUAAGACCUUGUGUGCAAGAUGGGGACAAUUCUUUCCUACUGCAUGAGUUCACUGAGGCGGAGGUUACGAAGGCUUUGUUCCAAAUGCACCCGUCUAAGUCGCCUGGUCCGGAUGGUCUCUCCCCAAUUUUCUUUCAACGCUUUUGGGCCUCAGUGAAGGAUGACAUCGUUCAGCCAUGUUUGCAGUAUCUGAACCAAGGAAUUCCCUUUCCGGAUGAGCUAAAUCUCACUAAUAUUGUGCUAAUCCCAAAGUGUCAUGAGCCAAAAGCAAUGGGGGAUCUAAGACCUAUAAGCCUGUGCAAUGUUAUCUAUCGAGUUCUUGCAAAAGUAUUGGCAAACAGAUUCAAGCAGGUGUUACCGGGAGUUAUCUCACAGGAGCAGAGUGCCUUUCUUCCAAAUAGACUCAUUACAGAUAACUUUUUAAUUGCUUAUAAGGUUCUUCAUUUUAUGCGUUCCAGGAAGCGUAGGAAAAGGGGAUGGCAGGCUAUUAAACUGGACAUGAGCAAAGCCUUCGAUAGAGUGGAAUGGCCAUAUCUUGUGGCAGUUAUGAAGGCCCUAGGCUUUGCUGAGCGAUGGAUUAGCUUAAUAAUGGGUUGCGUGACCUCAGUCCAGUACAACAUAUUGCUCAAUGGUGUGGAUGUUGGGCAGAUUACCCCUUCUCGAGGGCUGCGGCAGGGUGAUCCCUUGUCGCCUUAUCUGUUUCUCCUAUGUGCUGAAGGCCUUACAGCAAUGAUAAAGGAUGCAGAGAGGAGAAAGAUGCUGCAUGGUGUUAAGAUCUGUAGACAUGCCCCGCAAAUCUCUCACCUUUUGUUUGCUGAUGAUAGCUUUCUUUUCUUGCGGGCUACUGAGUCUGAAGCUAAGCACUUAAGGGAAAUUCUUUGUAAGUUUGAGGCUGCUUCAGGGCAAGUGGUGAAUUUGCACAAAUCCUCUGUUUCUUUUAGCAGUAAUGUGCCAUCUAUCGCACGAGAUCGUGUUACGGGAAUUCUUGGUAUGAAGGAGUUGAGCUCCCCAGGUAGAUAUCUUGGUUUCCCAGCCCAAGUUAGUAGAGCAAAGGCAAGAGCAUUUUCUGAUCUGAAGAGUAAGUUCCGGGCUCGUAUUUGUGAUUGGCGAGAGCAACCCCUUUCAAAGGCUGGGAGAGAGGUUCUCAUCAAGUCAGUUUUACAAGCUCUCCCUAUGUACUUCAUGGGCAUGUUUCUUCUUCCUCGGAGUCUUUGUAUAGAUCUGGAGAGGAUUAUGAAUAGAUACUGGUGGGGUGGGGGUGACGGUCAUUCUAAGAUCCACUGGAUGGAGUGGAGAAAGCUUGCAACUCCAAAGAAGAUGGGAGGUUUGGGGUUCCGAGCUCUUCACGAAUUCAAUUUAGCUAUGCUUGGUAAGCAAGGCUGGCGUUUACUCGUCAACCCGGACUCACUGGUUGCACAAUUGUUGAAGGCUAAAUAUUAUCCCCGGUCAGAUCUCUUGCAUGCGGAGUUGAAGCCCUCCUGUAGCUUUACAUGGCGGAGUAUCUGCUCUGCAACUACCCUUCUAAGACAAGGGUGCAGAAGGUUGAUUGGUGAUGGGCGCUCCAUAGACAUAUGGAAUGAUCCCUGGCUUCCUGGUCACAGCCAGUUUUAUGUUCAAUCACCCCGUCCAGCCGGUUGCGAGCUUCGCCACGUAUGUGAUCUUAUUGAUGCUGAUUCCCACUACUGGAAGAAUGAUUUAAUUCAGGCAACUUUUAAUCCUCAUGAGGCCCAGCUUAUCUUAUCCAUGCCCUUGAGUUGGGUGCGUCGAGAUGAUGGCUGGACAUGGCAGUUUACAAGACAAGGUUCUUAUUCCGUCCGCUCUGGUUAUCACCGUGCAAUGGCCAUGGGUGGGUCUCAUGCAGGCCCCUCCCCGUCCUCCUCAAGCUUCAGGGGUGGUCUUCUUUGGAAUCUUGAUAUCCCUGAGAAGGUUCGCUUGAUGAUUUGGCAAGCUUAUAGGAAUAUUCUCCCCACAAAAGAUAAUCUAAUGCGUCGCCGAGUUGAAGUCGAUCUUGACUGUCCUAUGUGUCGCAUGGAGCAGGAAUCUGUGUUCCAUUGUCUAGUGGCUUGUGCAGCUAGUCGUGCAAUUUGGAUGGGUUGCCCGCUUAAUCUCCGAAUCUCAAACCUUACUGGGGAUAAUUUUGCUAGCUUCCUUGACUAUAUGCUGGACCUCUUGCAACAGGAACAGCUUGAACUCCUGUGUGUGCUCUGCUGGAAAAUCUGGAGUUCCAGGAAUGAUGCUCUGUGGAAUGAUAGAUCCCCCAACCCGCAGCUUAUUAUCGAACAGAGCUUAAGAUUUUUAGAUGAGUAUCGUAGAGUUAUGGCUUUACGAGGUCGAGGACCCUCGGCAUCUCACCGAAUGGAAACGAGAUGGACCCCUCCAGAUGGAGAUCAUGUGAAGAUAAAUGUUGAUGGGGCAGUUUCAGCUCACCAGCGAAUUUAUGGCAUGGGCGCCGUUGCACGGAACAGCUCGGGGGCAGUGGUGGCAGCCAUGUCAUGCAAAGGUCAGGGGACUGUGUGUGCCGAGAUUGCUGAGGCAUGUUGUUUGCGCAAAGCUUUGCAAUGGGCUUGUGAGCUCUCCUUCGAGAAGCUUAGGAACUGUUCUAUCAGAUUGCAAAUUGCUUAUGGCCUCUAUUGAUAAUUGUAAUGUCAAAUUCAUCCGCCGCGUGGGAAAUUCAG
Molecule: messenger RNA, 4021 nt
Organism: Rubroshorea leprosula
Lineage: Eukaryota; Viridiplantae; Streptophyta; Magnoliopsida; Malvales; Dipterocarpaceae
Source: the annotation of a GenBank genome assembly